UCUGGUGCCUCCUCUCCCUUCUUGGAAGCUGUGCCCUCUGCUCAGUCUCUCUCGCUCUCUCCCUAGUGCAAACAUGUCGGACCAGGAGCGCCUCAUGGACUCACUGAGGAAAGAAGUGAGGUCGCUGCUGAUGGCUGUCAAAGAGGGCCUGACCCCAGUGCAGCUGGAGAGCGAGUACCUCUCGAUGAUUGGCAGACCUCUCCCGUUGCGCACCUUGGGCUACCAAUCCACCAUGGAGCUGGUGAAGGACAUGCCCGAUGUCGUCAGCAUCAGCUCCUCUAAGGAUGGCUCUGUUGUACUGAAAGUCAUUGCAGAUGAGGCCACCAGAGGAAUAGCAAAUUUGGUUGCCAGGCAGAAGACCAGUACAAAAGCACGAAAUAGCAUGCGAAGAACAAACACCUUCUCUCGCCUUAGCCUCCCUCGGCGGGGCCGGACUCCUCCUAUCCUGCCAGCUGUGGUGAAGAGUGAGCUGAAGGACCUGCUGAGUCUGUCCCCAGUCUUGCUCUCAGAUUUUGAUAAGGCCUUCACCAGGCGCUUUGGACGGCCAUUCCAAUAUGUGCGCUAUGGAUUUUUCUCCAUGGUUGACGUGCUGAACGCAGCCUCCGAUAUCGUUGCCAUUGAGCAGACCAGGGCGGGUUCUCUACUGACCCUGAAGAGAAGUUUCUCGGUUAAGCAACAGCAGGAAAAGCUGUCGCCGGGUGAAAAGGUGACUCAGCCAAGGAAGGCAGAGCAGUCCAAGUCUGAUUGUCCUUCAGCACCUGCAGUUAAGACACCCCCUCCAGGAUCUGUCUUGUAUGCAGACAGCCUCGAAAUACCAAAACAGAGACCAGAACCAGUGGAAGCAGAAGUAGGGAGCUGUGGUGAGAAACUGAAACAAUUGGAGAAGAAUAUGAAGAUGAUGAUUGCACAGAAAGGAGCCGGAGGAACAGUCAGCUCAGAACUCAAAGAAAAGAUCCGAGUUGUUGCAGCCCAGUAUCCCGAGGGUUUGCUUGCUUCUAAGCUACCUGGUGAGUUUGAGGCACGCUUUAAAGAGAAGCUGUCGGUGAAGGAGCUGGGUUUCUUAAAUGUGAUGGACUUUGUUGGGGCCCUUAAUGACAUUCUCCAUGUUGAGUGCAAGGAAGGCGAACAGGACUGGCUGGUCUUUGAUCUUGAAUCAAAGUGCUUAGCAGAUGGUGCUGCUGAGCUCAAGGUUUCCACCUGGGAUUUCCGUUCUGAGAACUCUGAGAGCUGGGACCUGAAAAAAAGCCGAGAGCUUAAUGUGGUAAAAAAGAUGCUGAAACCGCAUUUGGAUAUGGAGGAGCUACAGCUCGCCCAGGAGAUAGCAGAGCCAGAGAUCCCCCCUGAUGCUGUUCAGGACAGAAGACUUUACUGUCUCCCCACACUAGACAGCAGCAUGCUGGUGGGUGUCUUUGUGGAGUACAUCAUCUCACCUAACCAGUUCUACAUCCGGAUAUAUAGCCGGGAGACAUCUGAGAUGCUGGAGGACAUGAUGAUUGAGAUGAGACGAUGCUAUUCAAAUAAAAAUGUUUCUGACCGUUACAUCAUGCCGGAGGACUUGGUCCAGCCUGGCCGUCUUUGCUGUGUUAGGAUUUCUGAGGACAAAUGGUGGUAUCGGGUCAUCGUCCACCGGGUGCUCAGUCAACAGAAGGUGGAGGUGUUCUUCCCAGACUUUGGGAAUAUGAGGACAGUCCAGAAGUCUUGCCUGAGAUUCCUCAAAUGCUGCUAUUCGAAACUUCCUGCCCAGGCUAUCCCUUGUUCUUUGGCGUGGGUAAAGCCCAUAAAGGGGCAUUGGACCACCAAUGCCAUUCUCCAAUUCUGGAAACUGUGCAGCUUCAAGCCAUUGGUGGGAGUGGUGGAUGAAUACGUGAAUGGAGUUCUUCACCUCUUCCUGUGUGACACAACUUCUGAUGAGGAUAUCUACAUCCAUCAGGUCUUGAGAACAGAGGGCCAUGCCAUCAUUUGCAGAGAAAAUAGUCCCUCUGAGGGCUUCAUACAACUGAACCCUUCAGUCUUGUACCUCCAGCCCAGUUUGAAGCAGGAGAAUGAUGGAUCAGCAGGGCCAGAUGUUCCCCCACAGGAACAGGAAUCUUUCUGUGAAGUCAGCUGGGCAGUGAAGCCAGAGCUGAAAGAGAGUGAACAACAUGCUCAGAGAUCUCAGAAUGACCAAAAAGAUCCAGUGUACUUCGAACCUGAAAGAAAGGUACAAGAAUAUGCCUACAUCAGCCAGGACUCCCAAGGGAAAGACCACCAAAAUUAUCAGGAAAGUCCAAACAUAGAGCACAGAAAGCCAAAACAGGAAAUGCAGGAUGGUGGAAGGCCUCCUCUGGAGAUGCCAUACCUAGAGCCAGUGUCUGUGAGCUCAGACGUCUGGGAUGAAAAUUGGUUCCCUCUGCAAACCUUAAAGGAGCAUAUUGGCAUUGGCCAAGAUUCCUUGCAUUUGGACACAGUGGCAUCGUCCAGCCAGACCUCCAGCCAUGAAGGAGGGAGUCCGAGCCUGCAAAGCAAAGAGCAACAGGUAUGGCAUUUUGCUGUUGCUGAAGAGACGUGGGAUGAUGUGUGGCCAUUUUUGGAUCACAUGGACAUGACAAGGACAACAGUUGAAAAUUCCGAAUUCCCAAUCCAGGAGAAAAUGGGAGAAGUCCUGGAGCCUAUUGGGGGCUUGAAGCCCUCAGCAGAGCAGAGUCAUUUGGAGCCUAAUCCAAACAAAAUACCUCCCAACGAGGUUCAGUUUCUUGAAUCACCGCCAGCCUCUGCCUCUCUUACAUCAGCACCUGUAUCUUCAGACAAGCAGAAUGGGGAAGUCAUCCAAGAAAAGGUGAAGAAUGAGGACCUCUCUGGGACCCAAGUUAUCACACUGAAUAGCAGCAACAGCUGCACUAACCGAGGGACUGAGAAGCAGAAUUCCCUGAUUCUAGCUGCUGAGCUCCAAGUGUCAAAGAGGCUCUACAUCCCUCGCAGCUCGCCUACUGCAGCAUUGGGAGCAGCUGCACGCUUGGCUACCUCCAAUGGCCUUUUUCACUGGCUCUCUGUCCUGAGAAAGCUGGAGACAUGAGGAGGAACCCCAGCCAGUGGCAUGGUUUCCCAAGAAUGGAGUUUAAUCCACUUGUACUGCACCAGACCAGAUUGAGAAACAGCAGAUACCCCUUCAGGGGUUGGAGCUCCUCCGUCACUUCUCCUUGGCCAUGAGAGAUUCAUUCUCCUUAUAACUAGAGCCUGGGGUCUCUUUGAACGUGCCUGUGUGUACAGGAUAAAUGUUGCUUUUUAUUUUCAGUGAAGAUGGUUAUAUUCCUUUUUUUGUACUGCUGUGUUAUGACUGUUCUUUUUAAUAGAGUGGUUUCAACUGUUUCAGUAUUGUUUUUAUGGUGCGUGUGUGUGUCUGUCCCCCAGAAGGUGGAAGAAGGAAAUUGGGGUCAAAUUUGGCAAAUC
Molecule: messenger RNA, 3426 nt
Organism: Pelodiscus sinensis (Chinese soft-shelled turtle)
Lineage: Eukaryota; Metazoa; Chordata; Testudines; Trionychidae
Source: RefSeq, a predicted model, not a curated record